AUUUGACAGAACAAUUGACAAAUUUUACAUUGUUGUUGUCCAUUAUUGAUUUUAUUUUUCUUCUUUGCGAAAUUUAUAAAUUAAAUUUUAAAAUUUAAAUUCUUAAUUAUUAAAUGGAACCAAAAAAAAAGAGUCAGAAAUCAUCUUCAAAAUCGUGUGAUGGAACAUCAGCUGCAGUAUCAAACAAAAUAGAUGAUAAGAUACAAAAUGCUCAACACAAACAGUCAUCUGAAAUGGCAUUUCGAUGUGAUUUGUGCAACUUUAACACUUCGUCAAAGGUGAAAUUAUCUAUACAUAAACGACGUCAUGCCGAUAAAGAAAAAUUGAAGUCAUGUGAUGAAAGAUCAGCUGCGGUAUCAAGUGAAACAGAUGACAAGUCACAGAAUGCUCAACAUAAACAAGAAACUGAAAUGGCAUUUCGAUGUGAUUUGUGCAACUUCAGCACUUGGUCAAAGGAGAAAUGGUUUGUGCAUAAACAACGCCAUGAUGAUGAAAAUAAUUUGAAGAAAUCGGCAGAAAAAACUCGAAAGGGCGGCUAAUAUCUAAUUUUUUUAAUGGCGAAAAUAGAAAAGGAUAAAAAUAAAAUCUUCCAAUUAAUUUAUCAAAAUUAAAAUUACAUUUUGAAAAUCUUCAGCACCA
Messenger RNA from Centruroides sculpturatus (bark scorpion), 639 nucleotides. Its product is annotated as zinc finger protein 64 homolog, isoforms 1 and 2-like. NCBI's taxonomy places the organism in Eukaryota, Metazoa, Arthropoda, Arachnida, Scorpiones, Buthidae. The transcript has 4 exons. The record is from RefSeq and is a predicted model, not a curated record. The coding region runs from base 114 to 539 and encodes 141 amino acids.